AUGGCAACCAGAACAACCGUGCCAGAUCCACCACCGUAUGAUCGUCGCCGGCCGCGACCAGUUACUGAGCUUGCGUUUCAGCACAGGCUACCUAACUGCCCUGGAAAGUCCUCGGUCGGGCUCAUAGUCACGUUUCCACCAAAUUCCUCGACCCCGCCGCAUCGACAUGCUGGUGCCUCGGUUUCGGGCCUGGUCCUCGAAGGGACUCUGCUGAACAAGAUGAACGACGACCCGACUUUUGUGGUUGGGGCAGGCGGCUCGUUUUUCGAGGCCCCGGGUUGUCACCACAGGGUCAGCGAUAACUAUAGCGCGACGGAGCCAGCCAAGUUGCUUGCAACAUUUGUCGUGGACACGAAAAUAGUAGAGGAGGGAGGAAUCGAGGCACUGGUAGAGAUUGACGAGGAAUACAGAGAACGCUAG
Molecule: messenger RNA, 420 nt
Organism: Alternaria atra
Lineage: Eukaryota; Fungi; Ascomycota; Dothideomycetes; Pleosporales; Pleosporaceae
Exons: 2
Coding region: 1-420 (139 amino acids)
Source: RefSeq, a predicted model, not a curated record